Spinacia oleracea (spinach) is the source of this 2607-nucleotide messenger RNA. RefSeq lists its product as uncharacterized. Bases 460 to 2154 code for a protein of 564 amino acids. The transcript has 9 exons. NCBI's taxonomy places the organism in Eukaryota, Viridiplantae, Streptophyta, Magnoliopsida, Caryophyllales, Amaranthaceae. The record is from RefSeq and is a predicted model, not a curated record.
CUAAUUAUUGGUACUCACUCUCUUUCCCCAAGUCAGACAUGUUUGCCAUUUUUUUUGAUUCCUUCCUCCCUUGUCAUUUCCUCCACUUGCACUUUUUUAAACUUUUCUCAACCAUAACUCUUCUUACUCAUCUUCCCUUUAUCACGAGCUCUCCCUGAACCAACAACAAUGGCGGAAAAAGGAAAUCUCAUAAAUCUAAAGCUUGUCUUUGAUGCUUCUUCUUUAAGAAUCAAUUAAAACCAUUUUCUUUCCACUCUAUCUCUUUCUCUCUCCUCUUGUCGGUGAUUGCAGUUGCUUUUUUGGAUCUUCUCUCACAUUAUGGAUCAAAGAUAUUCAAUGGCGUCACGUAAAUGUGAUAAUCCUUUAUUCGAUUAUAUUCGGUUGCGGUUUCCGUAAAUCAUUUUGGAUUUUCAUGGACGAAACUUAACUUUGCUCAGAAUUUUGAAUUUAGGGUUAGAGAUGGAGGAUAUUGGGUUGGUUCAGCAAGGUUGGAAAUGGGUGCAGUCUCAGAAAUAUGGGUGUUCGUUUGCUCGAACAACGGCUUGUUGCUUCAAAGAUAGGGUUUGGGUUGCUAUUGAUCGGCAUUGGCCAAUGGUUUGUAAUGGGUGCAAGAAUUUGUGGAGAUUUGUGGUUUUAGUGUUGAUUUAUUGGAAAGAUAGCUUUUUUCGGGGUUUUCGAUCGUUAAUUGGCUUGCAAUCGGCGGCGUUGCUGGUUAUUAUGUGGAGUUGUUUUUUGAGCUUGACAUCGAUUUCAUGUUUAGUUUACGUCUUGAUUAGCAUGGCAGCUGCUGGAGUUGCUGUUCAAUACUUGGGCUACACUCCUGGACUUUUUAUUGUAGGGCUGUUUGCCAUUUUGAUUUUAUGGAUGUAUGCUAACUUCUGGAUCACGGGAAUAUUGUUCGUAGUAGGAGGUUACCUGUUUUCCCUAAAUCAUGCACGGUUGGUGGUCUUGAUGGCAUUGGGUUAUUCUGUAUACUGUGUGAAUGUACGACUAGGGUUGGUAGGCCCUUUCCUUUCAGUUAACCUUGCCUUCCUAUCAAAUGAUGCAUUCAAUUUUUUGUUGCAAUGGUGUGACACUCUAAAUGAGAGUACACACUGUGAGGAGCACAAAUCAUCGGAAGCAUUUACAGAGGAUAACUUUUCUGGAGAAUGUGAAUAUCCUAUUCCCUCUGAUGAAUCUGAAGAGCAGUCCUCAUCGACUUCAACUGGAAAACCAGCCAAUAAAACGACUAGUAGAACAACUUCUAGUACUACAAGUGUGCUGAAAAAUCUGAAAGAAGCUUCUCCUAGUCAAGUUAUCAAAGAAGACAUAAGUUCAUUGACUGAAAUGACAAGAAUAUUAAGCUGUAUUGACCAUUAUGAAGCAUUGGGAUUUCCACGCCACAAGAAAAUUGAUGCUGCUGUACUGAAAAAGGAAUAUAGGAAAAAGGCCAUGCUUGUGCAUCCUGAUAAAAAUAUGGGAAGUCCACAAGCGAGUGAGUCGUUUAAGAAGCUUCAGUGUGCGUAUGAGGUACUUUCGGAUUCUACCAAGAGAAGAGAUUACGAUGAGCAAUUGAGGAAGGAGGAAUAUAAAAAUAUUUCCCAAAAGUCUCCCAGCACUUCAACUCAGGAAGCACGUGAGUUUUUCACUGAGGAGUCAAGGCGGAUACAAUGCACAAAAUGUGGCAAUUCACACAUAUGGAUUUGUACUAAUCGGACCAAGGCCAAGGCACGAUGGUGUCAGGAUUGCUGUCAGUAUCAUCAAGCUAAGGAUGGAGAUGGUUGGGUAGAAUACAAAGGGUCACUGGUCUUCAAUGUACCUCAAAAGAUGGAAAUUCCACGUGCCUUUGUGUGUGCUGAAAGUAAGAUAUUUGAUGUGUCAGAAUGGGCGAUCUGUCAGGGAAUGGCUUGUAGACCCAAUACACAUCGACCAAGUUUCCAUGUAAACAUGGUUGGUUUGGAGAAAACAACUCGCUCAAACUCGAGUAGAUUCCCGUGGGGUUUAGAUGCAGAAAUGAUGGAUGAUGAAGAAGAAGAAGAGUUUGAGCUGUGGCUUCAACAGGCUCUUGCAUCUGGGCUCUUUUGUGAGACUUCAAAACGGCGAAAGACUUGGAGUCCAUUCAAGUUAAACCAAAAAAAGAAGCAAUGGCGAAGAUCAUCUUCCGGGUUGACUUGAAUUGGAAUUUGGAAUUUGGAAUUUGGAAUUUGGAAUUUGGAAUUUGAUUAUGCAGCCUGAGAAUCGAAGAAAUGAUCGGUUAUCAAAUUUUGACUCACAAGGCUAGGCUAGGCUAGGCUAUGGCCAGUUCCUGGAUGGAUCUCAGCUAACGUAUGAUGCAAAGAAAAUGGCUUCAAUUGUUACCAAGAGAGUGCAAAUUGAGUUCCCACUUCCCAGUAUCUAUCAGUUUGACCUUCCCUAAUUGUAAAUAUGAAUGUAAUUCAAUUGCAGCUUUGCUAGCUUUUCUUAGCAAAUAUCAGUUUUGUUGCACUUCGGGGUGGUCCGCUGAUGAACUCCCGGCCAUGAGAGCAGUAUGUGGUUCGCAAAACGCUGCCUUUUGUGGCCAUUGUACAUUCUUCAAAUUGUAAGAGACGAUGUACUGGUUAGUUAAUAAAAAAAAAAAAAAAAAAAAAA